Molecule: messenger RNA, 429 nt
Organism: Notodromas monacha
Lineage: Eukaryota; Metazoa; Arthropoda; Ostracoda; Podocopida; Cyprididae
Source: the annotation of a GenBank genome assembly
AUGGAACUGGAAACCCUGUAUGCCCCGGACUUCAAGUGGGGCGGUUGCACUGACAACGUGCGCUACGGCAGCGUUUUCACGCGGAAGUUCGUGGACUCCAAGGACAAGUUCACUCGUGACGCCCGGGCCCAGAUGAACCUGCACAAUAACCGUGCUGGGCGAAAGGCGGUGAGGCGACAUCUGUCGUUGGACUGCAAGUGCCACGGGGUUUCCGGUUCCUGCGCAGUGCGGACUUGCUGGCAGAGACUGGAGAGCUUCCGUGGGAUCGGCGACUUCCUCAAGCGGAAGUUCGACAGUGCGACGGAAGUGACACUGAGCCCCGACGGCGCCGGACUCGUCGUCAGCAAUGCCUGGGCUGCUCAGCCACCCACCAAGGGCGACCUGGUGUAUUUCGAAGAGAGUCCAGAUUUUUGCGAAGCCAAUGCAGAA